Molecule: messenger RNA, 4110 nt
Organism: Puntigrus tetrazona (Sumatra barb)
Lineage: Eukaryota; Metazoa; Chordata; Actinopteri; Cypriniformes; Cyprinidae
Gene: fosaa
Product: v-fos FBJ murine osteosarcoma viral oncogene homolog Aa
Exons: 4
Coding region: 1981-3006 (341 amino acids)
Biological process (GO): regulation of transcription by RNA polymerase II
Cellular component (GO): nucleus
Molecular function (GO): RNA polymerase II cis-regulatory region sequence-specific DNA binding; DNA-binding transcription factor activity, RNA polymerase II-specific
Source: RefSeq, a predicted model, not a curated record
AAAAACACACACACAUAUGUCAAAACUCUGUCACGACUCUUCACAAAUUAAUUACAUAGUCUAUUUUAGACUGAAAACUGCAUUUAUAUAAUAUUUUAGUGCAAAUAGCCUGCCUUGUUGGCAGUAUAACUUAACUUUGGGCUCAGUCAUCAUCAGUUUCAGUGAUGCAGAAGGUGAAACAUAUGGCGAAUAUUAUUUCGAUACGAUCGAUGUAGGCACGAAUCUGUCUUCUGAUGAUAUGUUUCUCCCAUUUUACAUUUUAAAUCGCAUCAUUAAAGCAUUCAUGUUCAAUAACAAUGAAGGAAAUAAUCAAAACGUUGAAAAUAAAGUACUGGGUAGGAUAGGUGUAGAGAGGGCUUUAAUUUCCCAAUAAGGGCGUCAACCAUGGCAUCUAUUUAAUGAUUUGAAUUAAAAAUGAGUUCUAAUGAACUUCAAUACUGAGGUGCAGAUAACUGCCACUUGCCCUUAAAUAAUGCUGCGUUUUCGAUUGGUGUUAAUAGAAUCCAUAGCAUCUAUGCUAAUAAAAUAUUCUGCUUUCACUUAGUGCAAACAGCCGCUGCCAGUAUUUUACCUUAGUGUUCGAACUCCAAUCGGAUCACGGAUCGCGAAUCAUUUGAUUCAGAACGGACUUCAAAGCGCGUUUCAUCGAUCAUUUCAUUCGGGAUUCAUUCAGCUGAGGCAGGGAUGCAUAGAGCAGUGAAUAACAUGUAGAGUUAUCUUAAGGGAAGUCAAUUCGGUUAAAAUCGCCGUCAUGCCUAAAUAAGUGAUUUUUUGGCCAUUUUAUAAUAACCCACGACCAUCACAAAUCACGUUUUCAGGGAAGCCCGUGUCUUAUUUUACCUACAAUAAUGAUUUAUUUUGACGACGUCGCCCUAGGUGUAGACGUUAUAGGCUGCACGACAAACAGAGUUGUUGCACCUUUAUAUUUUUACACGACAGGCAUUUACUCGCUCAUCGUUGGUUGCCAAACAAAGAGAAUAAUCAGCUUUUUUAAAUUAAUGCCACUGCAGCCCGCCUUCAGCCAAAUGACACGAAAUAUAGACGCUAUAAAAACACAUCGGCUUUUGUGUAAUCUGACAUAACGCCGACAUCAGGUCGGGCAUCGGAUACGUACGGAACCUUUCCAGUUCGUGCUUUUCUGCAUGCACGUCCGUGUCGCCGACAGGCUUUCCAGAAGAAAACGCAAACGCACUGCACAAAACACGAAGCGGCGGCGGACACGCGCUCGGCGCUGGAAUCCCAACACGUAGUUAUCCUUAUAUGGUCACUUUCCUGUUUGACAGUGUUACGUCACCGCGUGACGCGUGAGCAGGUGCAGACGCCCGGACUCGAGGGGUCAGGAGAUAGACGUUAAACAUCCAUUUAAUUACGUGCAACUUUCACAAAAUAUGCAAUCGCGUAUAAAGUUAGUUUUCUCUUUGUUUCUGUCUUUCUCCCGCUGCCUCAUGUUCCUGCUGCAGCCGAAUUACACAGCACGACAGCAGAAUAUAUCGUCAGAAUAUCAGAGUAUAGUGUGGGAUAUUUAGGUGAGCAUCGGUUCGCACGACGCGAUCACCGUCAUACGCAUAAGUCACGCAUUAUUCAUAAGGACGUUAUGCAUAUCGGGGUCCAUCAGAAUUUUAUGAAUGAAUAUGUGGCACGCACCACAUUUCGUCCUGACAGGGGUUAUCGAUUCACAUCGCGCACCUCUGCCACACCGACUUCUUUUUCACUCGACGCUUAAUUUCGCUACGGCUUACACAGUAACGUGCGCGGCGGUGCUCAGAGAGCCGCGUUUCCCCCGCGCGUUCCGUGGAGGCGCUCCCCGCGCGCGCAAUGGUACGGUCCGUUUCAUUCAUAAAAUUCAGGCGCACUAUAAAUAGCCGCUCGCGGAGCUGAGUGUCACUGACCAGGUUUAUAAACCUGGAGAGAGCGACUCCAACAUCACGAAGCGAGGCGUCUGGGAUCGAGUCAACAGUUCGUCCGUUGCGCGCUGGAGAAAUGUUUCUGAGCAAAGCGAAGAAGACCGAUCCUGACUCCUCGUGCUCUUUGCCUGGGAACACCGGCUCCAGCAAAGCCGCCGAUGCCCCGAUGGACAGCAGCGCACAGGGCUCGUUCGUCCCGACGGUCACCGCGAUCUCCAGCACGCCGGACUUGCAGUGGAUGGUCCAGCCGACCAUCAUCACCUCCGCGUCUCCGUCCCUGGGCAGAGCCGAAAGCGGCGAAGCGGCCAAGAGCAAAGCGGCUGGGGGAAAGGGGAAAAGCGCCGCCAGGAAGAGCAAGUGCGAGCAGCUCUCUCCGGAGGAAGAGGAGAAGAAGAGGAUCAGGAGAGAGAGGAAUAAAAUGGCUGCGGCGAAGUGUCGCAACAGACGGAGAGAACUCACCGACACCCUCCAGGCAGAAACAGACAAGCUCGAAGAGGACAAAGCCGCCCUUCAGGCUGAAAUCGAGACCCUCCUGAAGGAAAAGGAGAGGCUGGAGUACGUCCUCGCCACUCACAAGCCUCUUUGCCAGCUGCCCGAGGAGCUGGACUGCCUGUUCCCAGAGUCUCCCCAGCCGCUCUCCGCUCCCGAAGCGGCCAGCAAACUCCCCGAGGACGGCCCGCAGGACUUGGACAUCCCCACCGUACCGUCCACCGCCAUUUCGGGCAACUCCAACAUCCUCCUGUGCUCCAGCGCGGAGGUCAGCCUGUGCGACCUCGAGCCCUCCCUGGACGUCAAGGACGAGCUCCUCGACCGGAUCUCGGCGGAAACGGCCCGCUCCGUCCCCGACAUCGACCUGACCGGCUCGCUGGGCAUCACAGACUGGGAAACCCUCUACAAGUCUGUGGCCAGUGAUCUAGAACCUUUGAGCACGCCGGUGGUGAGCACAUCCACACCCACCUGCAACAACUACCUGUCCGUAUUCACCUUCGCCUGCCCAGAGCUGGACUCCCUAGCCGAGGGACUGGACGGCUGCAAGGGCGGCGUGACCAAAGCAGAAACUAGCGUCGACAUCCUCAACUCUCCCACCCUUCUUGCCUUAUAAAUGCAAGCGUAGAUGAUGUAAUGUCACGACGUUGUUCUUAAUAUCUAUGGGAUAUGGCGGUGUUAUGAUGUCCAGAUGUGUGAUGUUGGUGUGAAGCCAGCUGUUCUGUGGCUGCAUCCAUGUAAUGUGUGCGGGACGGGGUUUACUUUCUUCCAGAGACAUUCGAUGUAGCCCAAAUACAAGAGCAUGGAUAAUUAUCUUACGAGCAGAUAUGAACUAUGUUCUGGUUUGAAAAGCAUGCACGAGAUAUCUAUAUAUAAAUAUAUAUAUGUAUAUACAGUGGUGGCCAAAAUGAUCUGAAUACUACUAUUCUCACCAGCUAAAAAGUAAUUGUAAGUCAGUCCAUUCCAGUGAGAUUCGAUCAUCAGUCUGUCUGGAAGGACAUGAAGAAACCGAUCAAACAGACAGACUCCAAGACACCUCAAGAAGUUUUAGGCACUUGUGUAAAAAAUGCUAUGAAAAGAGGAUGCCGCCAAUGGAUUUUCUUCUUAAUUUGAAUGAAGUUUGAUCUGUUUCUUAAUGUCAUUCCAGACCGACUGGAUAAUGAAGAGAUCAAAUCUCUCGAAAUCACUAAAAUCUCACUGGAUUAUUACAAUUAAUAGCAAAUGAAUGCUUGUAAAUGUAUAGUAAUAUUUCCUGAUGACACACUACAGCAGAAGAUAGGCAUAAAUGACCGAGAUAGAAAAAGCUCCUGACGUUUUAACCAUUUUGUCCACCACUGUAUAUAUUAUAUGUAUAAAAAGCAUAUAUAGUAUAUAUAUAUAUUAUAUGUAUCAGUUCCAUAUUUGUUUGAUCUGGUGCUAUAAGUUCUGUGGAAUUGACUGCGGUUUUGUGUUCGUUUUCUAUGGCAAUAGAUUAUCGACUCGUGUUGUGCUUUAAUAUACAGUCAUCAGAGUUAUCACAUACCUCAGUGUCAUCAUUCGACUGUGUUUUCACAUCGUUCUUAAAUGUUUAGAGUUUUCCAUGAAAACAUCCAGUGCUAUAUCGAUGGAGAUGUAUUUUAUGAUAAUUUAUUUUUCUACAUUUUAAAUUUGACUUCUUUGUCAAAUGAAAAGAAUGAAAUGAGCAUUGAUUGCUGAAUAAAUAUUCACGAUAUACAGUCAC